Funneliformis mosseae is the source of this 178-nucleotide messenger RNA. The record is from the annotation of a GenBank genome assembly. NCBI's taxonomy places the organism in Eukaryota, Fungi, Glomeromycota, Glomeromycetes, Glomerales, Glomeraceae.
AUUGACAGAAUGUCGUACUUAUCUUGCAAGCAUGACAAUUGGUUGGAUCAUGGCAUUAUUAUUCUUAUUUACGACCAUAUAUACAAUUUAUUUAUGUGUUCAACGUGAGAAAAUUCGUAAUCAAUUUGCUCAAAAUGAAAAUGAAAAAGAUAGAACUGGGUCACCCUCACCCAGUUAA